This is a messenger RNA of Argiope bruennichi, 450 nucleotides long. RefSeq lists its product as uncharacterized. The transcript is spliced from 3 exons. Gene Ontology annotation, cellular component: chitin-based extracellular matrix. Gene Ontology annotation, molecular function: structural constituent of chitin-based larval cuticle. Bases 1 to 450 code for a protein of 149 amino acids. Lineage: Eukaryota; Metazoa; Arthropoda; Arachnida; Araneae; Araneidae. The record is from RefSeq and is a predicted model, not a curated record.
AUGAUCGCAAAGGUUUUAUUUGUAGUCGCUUUGUGUGCAGCUGUCUAUGCAAGCCAUCACGAUCAUCACGAGAAUCAUCAUCAUCACCAUCCCCAACCCUACAAAUUCGGCUAUGAAAUCAAAGACCACCACGGAUCACAACACAGACACGAACAUGGUGAUGGCCAUGGACACGUUCAGGGUAGCUAUGGAUUCACUGACCACAGAGGCAUCCACAGAGAAGUCCACUACGUAGCUGACAAGCAAGGAUUCAGAGCCACUGUGAAGACCAACGAACCAGGAACUGCCAACCAGGACCCCGCUCACGUUAAGCUCCAUUCCGAUGCUCAUCAUGCUCACCACCACCAGGAACCCCAUCAUCACGGACACCAUCACCAUGAGCAUCAUCAUGGACAUCAUAACCACGGACAUGCCAAAGUGUAUCACCACCAAGGACACCAUCAUGGUUAA